Molecule: messenger RNA, 4098 nt
Organism: Terrapene triunguis (Three-toed box turtle)
Lineage: Eukaryota; Metazoa; Chordata; Testudines; Emydidae
Product: zinc finger protein 271-like
Exons: 4
Coding region: 522-2441 (639 amino acids)
Source: RefSeq, a predicted model, not a curated record
UUCCUGGGUCACAGGAUGCUGUUGCAUCCCUUCGUAAUUGGGAUAGCGGGCUGAGGCGCUGCUGCUCCCCAGCGGGGUCUAUGAGGAGAGAGACCCGCACUGACCCCCCCGUCUGUGCCCAGCCGGGGGGACUUUCUGCGGCAGCUGGAACCAGCCCCUGGGACAGCCCCGGGCUCUGCCGACACCAGCCCCUGAGCCGGAGCCUGCAGGAAAGAGGUGGAGCAUCCCUGAGAUACUGUGGACGUUGCAGUGGUGUUUUCUGACUUUCUGAAGACACCUCUCGGAAGGAGGAUUUCUGAUUCACCAUCUGUGAUCUCCUGGAUGGAACGAGGCAAUGAGCUGUGGGUCCCAGAUCUCCAAGGAUUUGAGGGACAGGAGAUCCCAGGAGGCACGUGCACCAGUGGGGAACUCAUCCAAGCAACUCAGAAGCCCUCAGUUUCCGUUCCUGAGACUCUUGUUCUCCCUGUCAGAGGCAAGGACUCGUGUCCAGAUUCUCUCCAUUUAUUGCAGCUGCAGAGGGGAUGGUGAAUGAGGAUGUGGAGGACAGUCCCCAGCAGAACGUCCCUAAGGAGCUGGGGCUGCAGGGGCCUGGCCAGGGAGAAGGUUGUGGGACUGACAGCAGCUCAGAAAGGCAGCAGAGAAAUUGCUCAGGAAAGAAAAAGGUUCAGUCCCUUUCAUGUGACAAAGGGUUCAAGGGUGAGAAUGUCCCCCAGAGCUACCCAACUGGAGAGAAUAUAUGCUUAUAUACAGAGUGUGGGGAAGGCUGUGGUCUGCACUCAGGCCUGGGACAACGUCAGACAGCCCAGCGGGGAGACAAACCUCAUAAAUGUGCCGAGUGUGGGAAACGCUUUUGUGGGAGCUCGAACCUGAUUACGCAUCAGAGAAUCCACACGGGAGAAAAACCCUAUCACUGCCCCAACUGCGGGAAAAGCUUCAGCGUGAAAUCAAACCUCACGACCCAUCAGAGAAUCCACACGGGAGAGAAACCCUAUAAGUGCCCUCACUGUGAUAAAAAGUUCAGCCAGAGCUCAGACCUCACUAAACACCAGCGAAUCCACACGGGGGAGAGACCCUACGGAUGUGAUGCAUGCGGGAAAAGCUUCAGUCGGAGCUCGCGGCUCCUGACACACCAGAGAGUCCACACGGGAGUGAAACCUUAUAAAUGCCCUGAGUGUGGAAAAAGCUUCCGCGUGAGCUCCCAUCUCACUAAGCAUCGACGGACCCACACGGGAGAGAGGCCUUAUCCGUGCUCGGAAUGCGGGAAGAGCUUCAGCCAGAGCUCAGACCUCACUGCCCACCAGAGGACCCACACGGGGCAGAGACCCUACGGAUGCCCUGACUGCGGGAAAAGCUUCCGCCAGAGCUCACACCUCGUUAGACACCAGAGAACCCACAUGGGCGAGAGGCCCUUCAGAUGCACUGAGUGCGGGAAAAGCUUCAGCGUGAGCUCAGAGCUCCUCGCCCACCAGAGAACUCACACGGGCGAGAGGCCCUUCACCUGCCCCAACUGUGGGGAGAGCUUCGGCCGGAGCUCCACGCUGGUCCUACACCAGAGAAUCCACAGCCAGGAAAAGCCUUACAAAUGCCCUGACUGCGGUAAAGGCUUUGGCCGUAGGUCACUCCUCAUCCUGCACCAGAGGAUCCACCUGGGGGACAGACCCUACAGCUGUGGGGACUGCGGGGAGAGCUUUAUUGAUGGCUCCAACUUUGUGAAACACCAGAGAGCCCAUGUGGGAGAGAAGCCCUACAAAUGUCCCGAGUGCAGAAAAGGCUUUGUGCGCAGCUCGGAUCUCAUUAAACACCAGAGGAUCCACGCUGGGCACAAGCCGUUCACAUGCACUGAGUGCGGGAAGAGUUUCAGCGAGAGCUCCAACCUGCACAGGCACCGGAGGGCCCACACGGGGGACCGGCCCUACAAGUGCUCCAACUGUGGGAAGACCUUCGGCCAGAGCUCUGACCUCAUCAAACACCAACGCACGCACAUGGGUGACCGGCCCUACAAAUGCACCGACUGCGGGAAAAGCUUCAGGCAGAGCUCAGACCUGGGCAAACACCAGAGGAUCCACAAUGGAGAGAAGCCCUACAAAUGCCCGGACUGUGGGAAAAGCUUUAGCGUGAGCUCGAGCCUUGCCUCACACCAGAGAAUCCACGCCGCAGCGAAGCCCUAUGAGUGCCCUGAGUGUGGGCAAAGCUUCAGUGUGAGAUCCACCCUGUCUACGCACCAGAGGAUCCACAGCGGAGAGAAGCCCUUCAAGUGCUCCGAUUGUGGGAAAGGCUUCGGCCGCAGCUCCAACCUGGUCAGGCACCAGCGGAUCCACACCGGAGACAGACCGUAUCGGUGCUGGGACUGUGGGAAAAGCUUCACUCAGAGCUCAACCCUUAAUAGACACCGGAGAGUCCACAUGGGAGAGCGGCCUCUCCUGCCUGCUGCAUCAGAGUGAUGGACAAAGCCAAUGAUAUCUUGGCCAGCUGGCCAGAGGGUUAUUGGUACUCAGUGCCUGGCCAUACACCCCUCAUGGCUGUGCUCCUGGGCUGGUGUGACUACGAAUGAUGAUAUUAUUAUCCAUAUAAAUGUCUAGCCUUUUCCUGAAUCCUAGUACACAUUCCUCACCUCAGUACUUUCUUGGGUCUUUUCCUGGAGGCCUGAGUUCCCUCAUGCCAGCUGAGGCCUUGUCUACACAGGAAAGUUAAGGUGUAAAUUUAAACUGAUCUAGUUAUCCCUGUUUAACCCCCCCAGCCCCACGUGGAAGCUUUUAUUCCGAUAUAAGAGUGGCCUUUUUCCAGUUUAGUUGACAACAUUUAGCCACAGGAAUUAAGCAAACUGAAUACAGCACUCUUAUGCUGGUAUAACUGGUAAAACUUUCCCCACACAGAGAAGUCCUGGGGCUCUCUGGUUUCUGGAACUUUGUGGAGUAAGUCCCUCCUCCCCCCUUUGUGUUCAAACAGUGGAAAUGCAUGGAUGUCUUCUCAGUGAUCUCACAGGCUUCUUCAGGUCAGUUCAAAACUUAACCCCUUCCUUUCUGCUUUCUCAAACAUCAGCAUUAGCUAGCCAGUGGUGGAAAUGUCUCAGACUUGGCUGAGUUCAUCACUGUACAGCAGCAUCAGCCACUUUCGGUGGUGGAAACAGUGCUGGGGACGGUUCAGUGGUCCACGUUUGUUGGGGGGGGGCGGGAGGAAGUUGAUAGAAAGUGAGCUGAAAGGGGCUGUUCAGAUAAAAUACCCACAACAAACACUGAAAAAGGAUCUAGAUUCUACUCUCAGUGAUGCUAGGGUGAAUACUGAGUGGCCCCACCAGACUCAGUGGAGUCACUCUGGAUCAACCCUGGUGUAGGAUAGAGUGGAAUCUGGCCAGAUGGGGUACAUCUACAAAGUGGGAAAAAUAAAACCCAUGGCGGUGAGUUUACGAGCCCAGGUCUAUAGACUCAGGCUUGCAGGGCUCACACUAGGAAGCUAAAAAUAGCUGUGUCGAUGUUCUGGCUUGGGCUGGAGCUUGAGCUCUGAAACCCAGCCUGAGCUGGAAAGUCCACAUGGUAGUAUGAGCCCCGCAAGCCCCAGUCUGUAGACCCAGGCUCUGAGACUCACUGGGAUAUUUUUGCUGUGUAGACAUACCCAUGGCGUUUAAUGGUUUAUUAUCUCCUCUUACUCUCUGCCAAGAACUGUGUUGUUACAGUGGGAGGAUGUGUACUCCACAAAUGUGUGUUUCCCCACUGGUUCCUAUAAGGCUUCCUGUAUUAGUGGUGUUGCUUUCUGGGCAGAUUCAGUGAGCCAGGAAAUACAGCAGCAUUUUACCAGAGGAAUGUUUUUUUUUAGUGGAAAUUAAAAUAUAUUUCUGUGCAGAAUGUCUUGCCCCAAAUCAAGCCGGCAGUCUGGGGGACAUCAGCAAGCCGCUGGAGAUGCAUUUGCCAUAAUCCCCAAUAUCAGUUAUUUCACCUCAGUGCUGCUUUGACACUUGUCGUUUUGUUAAACGUCCUUUUUCUUUGAGUGCAUUUGUCAGAGUCCUGGUGUGGAUGCUGGUUUUGCUCACUGUUCAUGGAGGCAUGGUCCUCAGCUGCUACGUAUCAACAUAGAGCUAUGCUGAUUUAUACCAGCUGAGGUUCU